AUGUCAGUGAGGCAGCUGAAGGCAGAGUUGGCUGCGAGGGAUGUCGAGAUUUCACAUUGCCGCGAUCGUUCUGAGCUCCUGGCGCUGCUGCGGAAAGCGCGCGCGGCAGGACUGUGGGACAGCGGCUCCUUCGCCAUGCGACGACAGCAGCGGAGCUUUUGCUGGGUGGAGAUGGUUGAGGGUCGGCAGGCAUACAGCCAUUUUGGCGAAGGCGCCACGGCGAUCCAAAACGUGGAGGACCUGGAGCCAGUGACGGCUGCCGAGAUGCCAUGCCCCGCGAGGUUCGAGGGCAGCUUCGAGGCAGCUAGGGCUCAGGCCUUCCUGAAGUCCAAGCUGCUGGUUGUGGCUGUGGUCUCCGGCCGAGGGAAGCCACAGAAGGACGAAGCCCUGCAAUACCUGGCCUUGGCAUCGGACGAAGUCCGCAGUGUGCUCAGCGAGAAUGCCAUCUUUUGGAGGGGCCGCCCUGCAGAGCUCAAAGAUACGCAGCUGCGGCAGCUGGCGCCCAUGGACACCUUGCCAUCUCUGGCCAUAGCGGUGACACUGGCGGCGGAUGCCAUGACGGUGAUUUUGGCGGUGCCCGGAGCGGUGACCAGGACUCAAACGUUGGAAAGCAUCUUGGAAGGUCUCGAGGCUAUGGAGGUUCACCGUCAGCUGAUGCAGGCGCGCCGGAACGAUGAGGACGUGCAGUUGCGACAAGCGCAGGACCAGGAAUACGCCGACGCCUUGGCCCGUGACCAAGCCGCCGCUGCGCGGGCGCAGCAAGCGCCGCAAGCGCCGCAAGCGCCGCAAGCCGCGCUUCCCGUGCCGCCCACGGUGCGGCCAGAGACGCGGCCACCCCACGUGGACGAACGACACGUGGCCGCCGCCGAGCAGUUCCUCAGCGAGGCGCCCAACGGCCAGGACGGCGACGGCCGCGACGACGCGGUACGGCUGGUGCUGAAACUGCCCAGCGGCGAACGCGUGGAGCGCACCUUCAACGCGCAGGAGCCGCUUUCACGCGUUCAGCAGUGGGCAAGAUGCUGUCCCUGGCUCCCGGAGGCCGAGGGACGGCAGCUGGUCAUCCCGGCAGCCUUCCAACUGGCGCGGGCCUUGGAUCCGGUGGGGAUCCGGUGCCAGUUCGCGCCAGGUUCGAGAUGA
Cladocopium goreaui is the source of this 1137-nucleotide messenger RNA. The record is from the annotation of a GenBank genome assembly. Lineage: Eukaryota; Dinophyceae; Suessiales; Symbiodiniaceae.